CCUGUAUCACCACCAUUGUCACUUGCCGUCGUCGUUCGUCAUCGCUCGCCCUGACGACGAAGCGUGCAGUGCAGCAGCAGGAUGGUGGUGAAGCGGUCUUGCAGACGCAGCCGGGUGCUUGAGGUGGUUGUUGUGCUGCUGGCAGCGAUGGCGGUGGAUCUGCAACAGCAAAGACCCUUGGUUGUAACUGGUGCGAGCACCAAAGAGAACAGUAACGGGGCGAAGCGCGUCGCUGAACCCCCGACCACCACCACCACCGGCAGUCACCCCAUCGGCUACAUUCUUGUUGAAGUGCGGCAUCCCGUGCUUGUUGAGGAACUGGCGGUGAUUCAGGCAGCAGCAUCAUACGCGGUGGAUGAUUUGCCAGAUGCACCCGCAUCAACACUGCAGGUGCAAGUGAUCGACGCCACAACCAUCGCUACCGAGCGUAGCGAUGAUGAUGGGGAUGGUGGUGGUGGUGGUGAUGGUGGUGGUGGUGGCAGCGGCGGCGAUGGUGAUGAUGAUCGCAGCAGCACCCUCUGCAUCACCACCAACAUGACAGCCCUCAAUAUCACCCAGACAGAGUGUAAUGUGCUGCCGCGCGACAACGACGACGCGCUCAUGUCGCAUCUGGUGCAUCUGCUCAAGGCCUGGCACUGGCAGCGGCUUCUCGCAGUCACACCGCAGUGCUCCUACUCGGACCUCAACCCAUACCAGCUGGCGCUCACAUCCCGCCUGCGCGAGGAGGGUGUCGAAGUGUUGUUCCGGCAAGACGGGCUGUCCCCCGUGCCCUGCGCGGAGGAAUGGCGAGCCAACCACCACAUUGGUCUUCUGUUUGCCACUGGCCACCAAGAUGCAGCAGACACCGUCCUCACCACGUAUCAGGCUGGCUUCUUCAAGCAAGGGUGGCACAACAGGGCGACAGUGAUUGGUGACACCGCACUUCCCGUUGCUGUGAAGAUGACGCGGGCAUUCCCUGACGGCACGUACGACGACACCAACUUGCGGUAUGAGGCCGCGUCUCUGGCGCAGUUUCGCCACUGCAAGAACAUUGUGCAGCUGCUUGGCGUGGUGACGGCUGGUGACCAGCCCAUGCUGCUUGUGCUGGAGUACUGCGAGCACGGGGCGUUGGAUUCGUUCCUGCAGCGCUACACGCUUCGCCGCCAACUCGACUGGGCCACAAAACUCAAGAUGGCCCGCGACAUUGCCAGAGGCAUGCGGGCCAUUUCCACGGCUGGCGCGUUGCACAUGGAUCUUGCUGCACGCAACGUGCUUGUGAGUGCAGACAUGACGUGCAAAGUGGCCGACUUUGGAUUGUUCAAGGACCACCAGUACUACGAGAUGCACCAGGAGAAGAUCAUCCCUGUCCGUUGGACGGCGCCCGAAGUCCUCAACCUCCAGCGGUUCUCCACUGCCAGCGACGUUUGGAGCUAUGGCAUUGUGCUGUUCGAGAUUGCGACAAAUGCGUGCGAGAAGCCGUACAGCAGCAUGUCCAACACCGCUGUGGUGGAGGCUGUGUCCUCUGGCCAUCGCCUGCCCUGCCCUGCGUGCUGUCCUCUCGAGGUGUACGGACUCAUGCUCCAGUGCUGGAUGGCGGAUCCUCAGGAACGCCCCUCGUUCGCCGAUAUCGCACACACGCUCACGUCCACCAUGCGCACAGUGGCAGCGGGCCGCGAACUGCAGGGAACACUGCACAUCACAGGGACGCAGAUGGCGCUGGGUGAUCGUGGCAGCCGUGGUAGUUGUGCUGUUGGGAGCGGUUGUGGUAGCAGUAGUGGGACUGAUAGUGUUGGGAGGAACAGCAUUGUUUCAGGGCCGCAGAAGAGGGGCAGUGACUCCGCUGUGGUGUCGUGGGAUGGGGGCAGCGGUGCUGAUGCUGUUGAUGUUGGUGGGGUGAUGCAUCCAAUCCACCCAGCGCAAGCACACGUCCUGCAGCAGCAGCAGCAGCAGCAACUCUUUGCCAUGCAGCAGCAAUUCACGAUGCAACAAGAACAACAACAAGAGCAACAGCAGCAGCAGCAGCACCAGACAUCGGCAACUCCUGUUGCGCCAGUCAUGUGUGCUGGUCCAAACAUUGCUCAACCACAGCAACAGUGUUACGUGCAACAUCAGCAGAUCUCCUUCCCCUCAGAUAGCCAACAGCAUCAGCAGCAGCAGUACCAGUACCAGCAGCGAGCAGACGGCUCGCCACUUGUGCCGCCGAGGGAUGUGGUGAAUAUCAUGUCCAAGCUGAAACAGCAGGGCUUUGCAAUGCACCGGCACGACGCACCGCAGCACUUGCGCCCAACGAGUGUCCCCAUAAUUGCGCACGUUAGCCACAGCAGCAGCAGCAAUCCGAGCACGGGCUACGGCUCCACGUUCGUGUCUGAUGGCGAGUACGCCACCAUGCAGGGGCAGCGGACACGCCGUGUCAGCAUCAACAACAGCCGCCACGACAGCAAGCGAGGCAGCGUCUUGUACGCGCGCACAUCCGUGUCAUCAGCUCUGCAGUCACAACAGUGGCACCAGCAGCACCAGCACCAGCAAUCGCAGCAACAGCAGCAGCAGCAUCUGCAAGCAAGUGUCGGCCAUGCACCAGCGAUGGUGAUUGCCCCUCAGCGCCAUGACUUGGGCGCCCGAAUUCACAUUGAUGAUAUUCCAACGGGUGGUGGUGUCACUGACCAAGAAGACGCCUACACGUCACUGCAGCAUCUGCCACGCCACGGUGCGUUGCACUUCCAGCAGCAGCAUCUGACAACAGCACGCCCUUCCAUCGAUGCUCGUGCACCCACAAUAACAGCAGCAACACCAACAGUCAUGCCAGCAACAGCAACGCUGACACACACAUUGCAACAUCAGCCAGUUCUAAGUUAUCAAGCCUCGCGUGUGGUUGAUCCUGAGCAAGCAUCUCGUGCCUUCAAGACACGGCUGCCGCGACCAUCAGCAGUGCAUCGGCUGGCGUCACCACCACCGCCACUGCCCGAAUCGUUCCCUCGCUCACGCUCACGCUCACCAGCACCACCGACAACAACAACAACAACAACAACAACAACAACAACAAAACCAGCGGCAGCAGCAGCAACAGCAACAACGACAGAAGUAACACGGGCUUCAUUGAGAAGAGAGCGUGUACCUGGUAAGGAGGUGCAGCAGCCACUUCAGCACGAGUGCGCGUCAAGGAAUGGCACAUCGACGGCACCCCCUGACUUGCCACAUUUGCCCGAACACAACAGUGCACGCCACGAACCAGCACCAUCGCCCACGGCCUUGCCACAUGCAGCUGCCGUCGACCGCGUCUUCACCGCAUCUUCUGUGUCGACGCCGCGACCUCCAGGCGCAUUCGACUUUGCACUGUUUCAUUCCAAUCUUGCUGCUUCCCUUUCCUUCACCAGCGACAGCGAGGCCUAGAUGCUGCUACUGCUGUUGUUGAUCUGUGUAUGUACGUGUAUGUGCGUGUGUACGUGCGUGUACGUGCGUGUGUGUACGUGUAUGUAUGUGUGUGUAUGUGC
Salpingoeca rosetta is the source of this 3467-nucleotide messenger RNA. Its product is annotated as TK/EPH protein kinase. Gene Ontology annotation, biological process: positive regulation of kinase activity; protein phosphorylation; cell surface receptor protein tyrosine kinase signaling pathway. The transcript is spliced from 7 exons. The coding region runs from base 82 to 3366 and encodes 1094 amino acids. The record is from RefSeq and is a predicted model, not a curated record. Gene Ontology annotation, molecular function: transmembrane receptor protein tyrosine kinase activity; ATP binding. Gene Ontology annotation, cellular component: signaling receptor complex. NCBI's taxonomy places the organism in Eukaryota, Choanoflagellata, Craspedida, Salpingoecidae.